This is a messenger RNA of Moneuplotes crassus, 581 nucleotides long. The record is from the annotation of a GenBank genome assembly. Lineage: Eukaryota; Ciliophora; Spirotrichea; Euplotida; Euplotidae.
AUGUAUACUUUAUCUGAAAUGUACUACCAAAGACAAGCAAAAAACCCUCCUAAAUCAUUCACUGAUCCAGGAAUUUUUGAGAUGGUUGAGCCAGAAGAUGUAACCACAGAAUUUUCAACUGCUCAAGCAGAUGAAAAUUAUUUAAAAUGCUUCAUGGGUCUUUCUGACAAAAGCCUAACUCCUGAAAUUUUCCAUUCAAAUGAACACCUAAUAGAAUUCGAUCAAUCCUUUUACUGUGAUAAAUUUGAAGAAACAAAAGGGACCAAUCUGGAAGAAAAACUAAUCUCCUCAAAUUUCUCCGAAAAAGCCUUAAUGCUACUCAACAAUCUAGCCAUCAAGCAAGACUACUACAGACUCCGCCUGGCUGCCAUUGCCUAUGACUUAAAUACUAUGCUGUACAACUAUUACAUUGCUCUCAAGCAAAGAAUGGUGGGCAGAUAUGUCACUGUAGUAGGAAUUGAGCUGCACGACAGGGAGCAGACCCAGAAGAGAUUCUUUGAUAUGGAAGGGAUCCUAUUCUACGGAUGCCAGAUCAAGUCUUUGCUAUCAGAUGUUGGUGAAUAAUUGGGGUUCAAUGGUGG